Messenger RNA from Suillus subalutaceus, 893 nucleotides. RefSeq lists its product as uncharacterized. The transcript is spliced from 2 exons. The coding region runs from base 17 to 667 and encodes 216 amino acids. The record is from RefSeq and is a predicted model, not a curated record. Lineage: Eukaryota; Fungi; Basidiomycota; Agaricomycetes; Boletales; Suillaceae. Gene Ontology annotation, cellular component: mitochondrial large ribosomal subunit. Gene Ontology annotation, molecular function: structural constituent of ribosome.
ACGAACUUCACUUCCAAUGUCUGCUCUGCAAGCCGUCAAACGGUUUCGAGUACGGGAGCUGGGGGCUACUACUCUACCAAGUCCCGCUCUCGUGAAAUCAGCUCCAAAAACCAAAUUAUAUCCUAGUUCGGCAUCCUCGUCGCGCAACAAGGUUCCAGUUGCUAGCAUAGAGAAUCCAUUCAUCCCGAAGCUCAACCCAAAGACAGGCAGAUGGGCACCGCCGAAGUACUCCCUGCGCCAACAGGCUUUACUUGUCAAGAAAGCUCGCGAAUCUGGCACGCUUGCGCUUCUGCCUCCUGGUCCUAAAAUUUCGGUAGCAGAAAUUGCUGCUGCUGGGCAGGCUAUCGUUCCAGGGCCUUCGGCUUCAGAGAAAUCUCAAGUUCAAAACGCUGCCGCACCGUGGACGCGCCCAAUAGAAUGGACAGGUGAAGUGAAGGAGAAGAAAGUUCUUGGUGCGGAGGUUGGGAACAGAUUGUAUGCAGGGAAGAAGCGGAUGUUCAAGGGGCACAAGUGGCAGCGCAUUGCAGAGAAGAGGGAGAAACGGAGGGCUUUACUCAUGCGCAGUAUGCCCAAGCGUAUCAAAGAGUUUAAGCAGUAUUACAAGAGGCGACGCCCACACCCUCUCAAACCUCCCCGUACCGCUAAGAACGCGAAACUUCCGUUCUAGAUUUGUUUGCUAUUUACCGGCCAUUAGAGUUGUUUGUCUUAUCCCAGCCUAUAGUACAUGUGCUGGAAAAACCCGCUGCGACUCAAGGAACGAUCGAAAAUCUGAUCAGCUCAACUUGUUAUCCUGCGGCACAGUGCUAGUCUGUGCUGCCUUGCAAAUACUUAGUAUACUAAUUAUAAAGCUGGUCGAGCGCGUGCCACAUAAAUGCAUACUUACCCCAGCCUGC